This is a messenger RNA of Malus domestica (apple), 2430 nucleotides long. The record is from RefSeq and is a predicted model, not a curated record. Lineage: Eukaryota; Viridiplantae; Streptophyta; Magnoliopsida; Rosales; Rosaceae.
UCAACCUCAUAUUCCAUUGUAUUUGCAAUUCUACCCCUCCCUCCCUCAGACAAUUUCACUUGGACUUCAAAAUGGGCCAAGCCAAGUAAGCCCAUGAUAUCAAAUGGGCCUCACAAGUGGGGCCAACUUCUAGACCCUCUUCUUAUCUUUCCCGCGUGAACCGGUUAGUUUGUCACUUUAUCUUUUUGGUUCACAAGAGUUCCAGUCAGUUAGUCAGUUAGUAAAAUUGGCAACAGAAGACCUUCCAUCUGAUCGGUUUGUUACUUUUGUUUCACAAUAACAAAGUAAGGAACCCUCCGAGGUUGUCUCCUUUGCCACUCAUUUUAGCUCCUUUAUUUCCAAGCCCCAAAUUGUACCAUCUUUUGGAUCACUAUAACUGUGAUUUUUAAGGGUAUUCAGCUUUUAUCUUAAAGAUCUUCUGGGUUUGAUUUGAUUUAAAGGUUCGAUAUCGAAAAGGGUUUUCGAAGAUUCAAGUAACGACCUUUUAUUUACGUGUGUUGAUUAUUUUGGGUUUCCAUUUCGUGGUAAGUUUGUUGCUCAAAACCCAGUUUCCAGAGUCAAAGAUAUGCAUCUCUUAGGGUUUGAUUUGUGAUUAACCUUUAUGCAUGAUUCAGAUUAAGAUUAGGGUUUUGCUUGAAAUUUUGAAAGAUUUUUGUGAAAGUCUAUGAUUGUGAUGUUUAUUCUUCUUCUAUAAUUUACUUUUAUUUAUGGCGAGAAGGAUUCAAACUUGAUUGCACAAGGCAUGCAUACUACCCUGACAACUGACUUAGCCUACAUAUGAUUAGGAUGUUUAAAGUGCUACCAUACGUGAAAGUAUGCUUGUGAUGAUUAUUGAAAUGUUGCAUUUAGCCCUCAACGUGUUUGCAUAAAAGCCAGCAACUGACCAGAUUUUUGUUCUUUCAUUUUUGUUGUCAUAUUGUGUAUAAAUAGUUCAUUAUUGUUGAUAUUGUUCAUACCAUGCAGUUAAAUAUCAAUUAGAGACAGGCUUUGAAGAUAAUCAACUGUUGCAAAUUAUAAACUCAUGGAUGAUGCAUAUAGGGAUGAAUGUGGUAAUAAGCAUCUAAGGGUGAAUUUUGAAAGCGAUGCGGUUAAUUACCGCCGAAAUUCAAGCUUCCCAUCAUCCUCGAAAUCAUCACCAUCAUCACCAUCAUCAUCAUCAUCGUCAUCUCCACGUUCAUCGCUGGAAUCAUUUGUCAAUGACAAAAAAGAUGGCAACAAUCCCUGCGUAACAAGGACACGACCAGACCAGGAGUCUCAGGGGGCUCUAUCAUUACCAGAGGGUUAUUCUUCUCCGAGUCUGCCUGGGAGCAUGCAAAGCGGAUCAUCUGCGCAAUCCUCUCCGUUUCAGAUGAUGGGAAGGCCUGCAGGUUAUGACCCGAGUCGAAUCCCAUCGAAUAUUUUCGCCAGUAAACCGCCAGCAGGCAUGGAUUGGAGUGUUGCUUCAAAUGAAUCAUUGUUUAGUCUUCAUGUGGGGAACAACAGCUUCUCGAGAGAUCAAUUCGCUUUGCUGAAUAAGUCCGGAGAGCUUUACAAAUCCGGAGAGCUUUAUAAAUCCGGUGAACUGACGAGGCAUGAUGAAUACAUCUACAUUCCAACUCCACUUCCCACAGUUACUGAGGUAGAAACUAUUGAAAUAAAGAUUCACAAUGUGGGGAAAGAGAAGGUUGAAAACAGGGCUCCGAACAUGGAGGCGAAAAUCGAAGAAAAUGAGAGUGCAAAUGUGGAAUAUAAGGUUGAAAGCAUGAGGGAAAAUGUGGAAACGGAAUCAGUAGAAGAAACAGAAGGACCAGAUGAAUCUGCAAAUGCAAAAGCCGUAAAAAAGGAAAAGGUGCCUCUUAUCGGAGAAAUUCGGAAUUCUGCUGCUUCAUACCAAUCUGAUGGGAGCAAUAACAGCACCAAGUCAUUCCAGUUUCCAGUGUUGGAAAAUCAUGAGGUUGAAAGAAAUAUCCCUGCAGAAAUAAACUCAGGAAAGCUACAGUCAGCGCAUGCACAGCAGGAGAUGCAUAAGCAAGUAGGGACUGAGGCCCAAGAAACACCCCUAAAGGCAGCCACAACUCAAACAACUAGUUGGUUUUCGUGUUUCUGUUGUUGCACCGCCCGCCGUUGAUCUAAAAAGCCUUCAUAGGUAGUCUGAUGCUUUGGAUUUCAAAGUUGCUUCCUACCCAAGUUUCAAAGAAUCUCAAGGCUUGUCCAAUUGGUGGAGUUCCACUAGGGGUUAGAUUUGGAACUCCAACUAGGGUUUGGGUUGAAGAGAAGCCACAGAAAAAGAAGAAACCAAGAGAGCGAUGAAAAAGUGAAAGUUGAUGUGCAUAGAGAUCUAUACUAUAUGAUGUUUAACGGUAGAUUGAAAAAUGAUGUAGAUAGAUCUAUAUCAUGUACAUAGAGCAGUUGGUUUUUCACUUAACACUACUAUUUAUAUAUACUUUUGCU